ACACUACUUGGAAUCUUUAGAGAUUGUGUAUUUCAGUUUUUUUCUGGAUGAUUUGACUCUAUCAUCCUCUGUUUGAUACUUUUGUUUGUUUGCUCUGUUUCUCCUUUCUCUAUACACUAGGCUCCAGCUUUCUCUUCGUUUUCCGUCAGAAUCAGAUUGCUUUUUUUCUUUCCUGGAUACUCGAUCGAGAAUAUUCAGCUUUUUGUUACCUUUUACGUUCCGCGGCGAUGAAGUUUUACCAGAAACUGCUUAAUCGAUACUGUAACCUCGCCGUCGUUUCCUCUAAUUUUAGGUUUUCCGGUAAUAGAUAGUCACAUCGACGUUGACGGAACAGAUAAUAAGGAGACGAGAGAGUCAGCUUCAUCAUCAGCUUUUUUUUUUAGUUUCCCGACGUCUAACCACAUGAACCGGCGGCGACUUCUGAUAUCGGCGACACUUCUCUCUUACUUUCUUCUUCACGGCAUGGCUCUCGCCUCCGGGUUGAAGCUUAGAGGUAAUCUGGAUUUGACUAAAACGACGACGUUAUCGAGCUCUUCGCAUCGGAAGAUGCUUCUUCUCUCUCCUGGAGGAAAAGCAGAGAAGAGGGUAGAGCCAGAGAGGAUAGGAGACAAGUGCAAGAGUACGGACAUAGUGGUGAACCAAGCUGCAACGGAACCAUUGCCGAGCGGAAUACCAGGCUACACGGUAGAGAUAACGAACAUGUGUAUGUCUGGAUGCGUGAUUUCGAGGAUACACAUCAGCUGCGGCUGGUUCAGCUCAGCUAAGUUGAUUAACCCAAGAGUCUUCAAGCGUAUUCACUACGACGACUGUCUUGUCAACAACGGCAAGCCUUUGCCUUAUGGCUCCACUCUCUCUUUUCACUACGCCAACACUUUCCCUUACCCUCUCUCUGUCGCCUUCGUCACAUGUUCUUAGCUUGUUUCUUUUUUCUCUUUCUAGUUUUCUUUUCUUUUUUUAUAUAUAUAUAUAUAUAGGAGGAUUAAGAAGAUAGUAGAAGAAACUGAAGGAAAUUAAGACUACUCUUAUUAGAUACGGAAAAUAUGGAGAUUUAGUCA
Capsella rubella is the source of this 1055-nucleotide messenger RNA. RefSeq names its product protein TAPETUM DETERMINANT 1. The record is from RefSeq and is a predicted model, not a curated record. Gene Ontology annotation, biological process: cell fate determination. Bases 403 to 915 code for a protein of 170 amino acids. Lineage: Eukaryota; Viridiplantae; Streptophyta; Magnoliopsida; Brassicales; Brassicaceae. The transcript has 5 exons.